ACAGUGCACAGGACAUUUGUUGUGUUUAUAUACUCUCUACUCUCUACAUAUUAGGAGUCAGUACUUUCCAGGGAUUGAACUCGGGUCAUCAGGUUUGCACACCAAAUACCUUUACCCACUGAGCCAUCUCACUACCCUGUAAUUACAUUCUUGAAUCUACAAUCCUGCUUUCUAUAUACUUGAAUCUACAAGCCUGCUUUUCCCUCCUCCCCGAGUCACUGACAGUAUUGAAGAGCAGAGACCACUUGCCUUAUAAAAUGCCUCACUUUCUAUGUCUGUCCGAUGUUUCUCACAUCCAAACACAGGCACAAGCAGGUGACAACACCCUACCACUGGGGGAGCAAAAACAGGAAAACAAAUUUGAGGCCAGACUGGUCUGCUUCGUAAUUUCCAGUCCAGCUACGGGCACAGAAUGAAACCCUGUCUCAAAAAACAACUUAACUCUGGCACAGUAUUUUGUGGGCCCCACUCGUGUAGGAGACCUAUCUGCAUUACAAUGCAUCACCUAGGCAGUACCAGAUGGUAGUCGUGAGAAGCUGUGGCAUUCGGUUAAGGUGGUACAAAGGGACCCAGGCUGGCCUCGAAUUCGCUGCAGCCCUCCUGCGCCGGCCUCCUGCCUAGGCUGCCAACCCUCUUUUAACACCUUUACGAAAUGAGAGGCCCCAGGCUUUCUGCUCCGAGCCUUUCCUUUACAAUAUCAGAGUAGAGAGACUCCCAGUUCCGGAUUCACCCCUGGAGAUUCCCCCUUCCCAUGCCAGUCGAUUCCCGCAGGUCGGGUCUUAGCCGGCAGGGAAAAGUCAAGGCGGGCACUGUAGGGGUAUCUGUCGGCGGGAGGAACCGAUCUGCACGCCGCUUGGCCUACCCGGACGGGGAAUCCUGCCGCACCGGGUGCUCCUGGAGAACGCUGUUUUCUUUGCGCUUCCUGAAGUCCGCACUUCUGCCAUCAGCGUCGGACCAGAGUUCCCGGUGCUCAGCUGUAGCUGUCGGCGCGCGGAUCAUUGGCGAAGCUGCAACCAUGGGGAUCUUGGAGAAAAUCUCGGAGAUCGAGAAGGAGAUCGCUCGGACGCAGAAGAACAAGGCCACUGAGUAUCACCUGGGCCUGCUAAAAGCAAAACUGGCCAAGUAUCGGGCCCAGCUCCUGGAACCAUCUAAAUCAGCCUCAUCCAAAGGAGAAGGCUUUGAUGUCAUGAAGUCAGGUGAUGCCCGUGUGGCACUAAUCGGCUUUCCCUCUGUGGGUAAGUCCACAUUCCUGAGUCUGAUGACCUCCACAGCCAGCGAAGCUGCGUCCUAUGAAUUCACCACCCUGACAUGCAUCCCUGGGGUCAUUGAAUACAAAGGGGCCAACAUCCAGCUCUUGGACCUUCCUGGAAUCAUUGAAGGAGCUGCGCAAGGGCGAGGCCGGGGUCGGCAGGUGAUCGCUGUAGCACGCACAGCCGAUGUCGUGGUCAUGAUGCUGGAUGCCACCAAGGGAGAUGUGCAGAGGUCCCUGCUGGAGAAGGAGCUGGAAUCUGUGGGUAUCCGCCUGAACAAGCACAAGCCCAACAUCUACUUCAAGCCGAAGAAAGGUGGUGGUAUCUCCUUUAACUCGACCGUCACACUGACACAGUGCUCAGAGAAGCUGGUACAGCUCAUCCUGCAUGAGUACAAGAUCUUCAAUGCGGAAGUACUCUUCCGAGAAGACUGCUCUCCAGAUGAGUUCAUCGAUGUGAUUGUGGGCAACCGGGUAUACAUGCCCUGCCUGUAUGUAUAUAACAAAAUUGACCAGAUCUCCAUGGAAGAAGUAGAUCGUCUGGCCAGAAAACCCAACAGCGUGGUUAUCAGCUGUGGCAUGAAGCUGAACCUGGACUACCUGCUGGAGAUGCUCUGGGAGUACUUGGCCCUCACCUGCAUCUACACCAAGAAGAGAGGGCAGAGGCCAGACUUCACAGAUGCCAUCAUUCUCCGGAAAGGGGCCUCUGUUGAACACGUGUGCCACCGCAUCCAUCGGUCACUGGCGAGCCAGUUCAAGUACGCCUUGGUGUGGGGCACCAGCACUAAGUACAGUCCUCAGCGAGUGGGCUUGACUCACACCAUGGAGCAUGAGGACGUCAUCCAGAUUGUGAAGAAAUAGUCAUACUGCCUGCUGGCUGAACUGGCUCCUGGGGAUUUGGACCUACUGGGACACGUAAAUAGGAAAAGUACAUAUACUCCAGGAAGGGACCCUUGAGUGUACUGUUUCCAUAACCUUCUUCAGUAAGCAGAUGGCUCAUUGUUGAGGCAGAGACCAAGCUGGGGACCAGGGUUCUGCUGAGGACAUUUCCCAUGAGCCUGUUCCUAUGACAGUGUUCCUUAUCAGGAGCCCACAGCCUAUAUCUGUAUCCUGUGCCCCAUCUGGACACUGAAGGAGCUAGUUUCCUGCCUCCUCCCAGCCAGGGCCUCCAGUUGACCCAGGCUCAAGAUGGGCCUAUCUGGAUCCCUGAGGCUGAGGUGCCUGCCAACUUUCUAGCACUCAGAGGGCCCUGGAUGAAGUCCCCACAGGUCCUUCCACACAGGGUUAGUCCUGGUGAAAACCAGGGCCCACUCAAAGUACCCUAAAGUGCCUCCCCCUUGAGCCCCUCCCAGGGCAGCUCCUGGCUGCCUGGAUGGGACCUCUGAGUUUGGCUCUGCUUCCCUUCCAAGCUCUUAUCUCUGCUCUCCUUUCUAAAAUAAAGACUGGAAAGUGAUUCCUGUCCAGACUAA
Messenger RNA from Nannospalax galili (Upper Galilee mountains blind mole rat), 2718 nucleotides. It is a transcript of the gene Drg2, whose product is annotated as developmentally regulated GTP binding protein 2. Gene Ontology annotation, molecular function: GTPase activity; GTP binding. The coding region runs from base 752 to 2110 and encodes 452 amino acids. Lineage: Eukaryota; Metazoa; Chordata; Mammalia; Rodentia; Spalacidae. Gene Ontology annotation, cellular component: cytoplasm. The transcript is spliced from 13 exons. Gene Ontology annotation, biological process: cytoplasmic translation. The record is from RefSeq and is a predicted model, not a curated record.